Messenger RNA from Hemicordylus capensis (graceful crag lizard), 1419 nucleotides. It is a transcript of the gene FASLG, whose product is annotated as Fas ligand. The record is from RefSeq and is a predicted model, not a curated record. The transcript is spliced from 4 exons. Gene Ontology annotation, biological process: apoptotic process; extrinsic apoptotic signaling pathway via death domain receptors; immune response. Gene Ontology annotation, cellular component: membrane. Gene Ontology annotation, molecular function: tumor necrosis factor receptor binding. The coding region runs from base 129 to 917 and encodes 262 amino acids. NCBI's taxonomy places the organism in Eukaryota, Metazoa, Chordata, Lepidosauria, Squamata, Cordylidae.
UGCAGGUGUCGUGUGAGGGAUGCAGCACAGGAAGAGAACAUUUCUUUGAUGCAGCAUCUGAACUUGGCUCAGCAGGAGUGAGUGAAGAAUUCAGAGUCUCGGGUAUCCAAUUUGAGUGUCUCCUGGCCAUGCAACAGAACCAGCAUUAUAUGUAUCCCCAGGUCUUCUGGACAAACAGCAGUGCAGUUUCUGGCUCUGACUUUCCCUCGCCAGGGUUGUGUCCCAUUGGAAUUGUGCCCCAUCAGGAUGCCCGCCCCCCUCUGCCUGUGCCAAAGAGGAAAAAGCAUAGGCAGAACAAGAGGGAUGGCACGUGUCUCUGCUUCCUGGUGGUUUUUUUGCUGACCUUCUUUGCCCUCACUGGGGUUGGGUUGGCAAUGUUUCAAAUCCUCCAUCUGCAGCAGGAACUCGAGUCAAUGAAAGAGCUUUCCAGCUCUGGACAUGUGCCUCAAUCGCCUGAGAUGCUCAAAGGACUUCGGAAUGGAACAGCAGAAAAGAAAGUCAAGAGGAGAGCACAUUUAACAGGCAAAGCAAACCAGAAGUCUCUUCCACUGGAAUGGGAGAGCACCUAUGGACAUGCCUUCCUCUCUGGUGUUUGGUUUGAAAACAAGGGCCUGGUGAUUGAUGAAGCUGGACUCUACUUUGUGUAUUCCAAAGUGUUCUUUCGAGGCCAGACCUGCACCAACCAACCUCUUCAACACAUGAUUUUCAAAAGAAAUCCAACGUAUCCUGACAUUCAAGUGCUGAUGGAAGACAGAAAAAUUAACUACUGCGUGGCAAGACACAUGUGGGGCAGAAGUAGCUACCUGGGUGCCAUAUUCAACCUUUCCAGGCAAGACAGUCUGUACGUGAGUGUCUCUGAAGUCACACUGGUGAAUUUUGAAGAGUCAAAAACCUUCUUUGGCUUGUAUAUGCUUUAGAAAGAACAACAAUCUAGCACAAUCAUACAGACUGUUGGGAAUCCUGAGCAACACAAGCCACUACGUGGGACAACCUGGUCUACAAAGAUGGGCUAUAAUGAUUGUUUCUGUAGGAAGCCCAUCAGAUACCCAUGACUUGAGUUCUGACAAUGAAAUAAUCAAAAAAGGCCUGAAAUGAAUCUUCAUUUUAAAUUCAACACCAACCUUUCCUUUGCUUAGCCACACGUCUUACUCUGCAGGGGGAUCCAGGAAAACUUUGGCUGCAGACAAAGUAGGCAUUUGUGUCAUAAGAAACUAUUCAUAACUACCCCAGAAGAUACAAAAACAGAAAAGCUGAAUUUUGACCCAUUCAUGGAGACUGUUUUGGGUUGUAUGGCAACUGAGAUGGGAUGUAAAGGAAAGAAAAGGAAAUUGCUAGAUUCUAUCUAGCAUACUUCAUGUCUUCAUUUAUGUCUUUAUGUAUUUAUACACCAGUCUUGACAUUAAAUUUCUAAAAAGAAAA